GACUCCACGGGAUUCACUGGUUCCUGUAUUUUGUGCUAUGAGUUACGCUCUCAGGGUACCAGCGUAACAAUAUACCUGUUCGGCAAGGGAAACAAGCUCAAGAUGCCGCAAACAGGACAGUCUCCCCAAGAUGAUCAGGAGAAACUCCUGGAUGAGGCUCAGCAUGUCGUCAAGAUGCAGUCAUUCCAGAUGAAAAGAUGCCUGGACAAAGGCAAGUUGAUGGAUGGAUUGAAGCAUGCCUCCAACAUGCUGGGUGAACUGCGGACCUCCAUGUUGUCUCCAAAGAGCUACUAUGAGCUCUACAUGCAGGUCUGCGAUGAGCUGAGAUACCUGGAACAGUAUCUCCUGGAUGAGUAUCAGAAAGGACACCGCAUAUCAGACCUGUACGAACUAGUGCAGUACGCUGGAAAUAUAGUGCCCAGGCUGUAUCUCCUGAUCACCGUGGGUAUUGUGUACAUCAAGACCAGCCAGCAUUCCCGCAAGGACAUCAUGAAGGAUUUGGUGGAGAUGUGUCGGGGGGUCCAACACCCUCUCAGGGGGCUGUUCUUGAGGAACUACUUGCUUCAAUGCACGCGCAAUAUCCUACCCGACUGCACCAAGGAAGAGAAUGAGAACGACUCCGGCACAGUGGAAGACUCCACGGACUUCAUCCUUCUGAACUUUGGCGAGAUGAACAAGCUGUGGGUGCGCAUCCAGCACCAGGGCCACUCCCGGGAGCGAGAGAGGCGAGAGAAGGAACGCAAGGAGCUACGCAUCCUGGUGGGGACCAACCUAGUCCGCAUCAGCCAGCUGGAGAAUGUCGACAUGAGCAGAUACCAAAAGAUUGUUCUGCCAGAUAUAUUGGAGCAGUGCGUCAGCUGCAGGGAUAGCAUUGCACAAGAGUACCUCAUGGAAUGCAUCAUUCAGGUUUUUCCUGAUGAGUUUCACCUUCAAACACUGAGUCCGUUCCUCAAAGCCUGCGCUGAUCUUAACAACACUGUCAACGUCAAGAACAUCAUCAUAGCACUUAUUGACAGGUUGGCGUUGUUUGCCUGUAGAGACGACAGUGCAGGUAUCCCAUCAGAACUCAAGUUAUUCGACAUCUUUUCAGAGCAGAUCUCAGCCAUAAUAGAGGCACGGACAGACAUGCCAACAGAAGACGUCGUAGCCCUCCAAGUCUCUCUCAUCAACCUUGCCCUGAAGUGCUAUCAAGACAGAGUAGACUUCAUCGACAAGGUCCUCAACUCCACCGUGGAAAUCUUCAAGAAGCUUGGCAUUGCGCAUGGAAGUCUCGCCAACUCCAGCCCCGUCUCCAAGGAGCUGAUGCGCAUGCUCAAGAUCCCCGUGGACAGCUACAACAACGUUCUGACCCUGCUGAAGCUGGAAUACUUCCCGCCGCUCUUUGAAUACUUGGACUACGCCGGCCGCAAGAACAUGAGCCUGCACGUGGUCAACAGCGCCUUGGACAACGGCAACCUGGUGCUUACGUCGGAGCAGGCCGACUCCAUCUUGGGGAUGGUUGCCACGCUGGUCAAGGACCAAUCAGAUCAGCCCGAAGAGGAGGACGCAGAUGACUUUGCCGAGGAGCAAGGACUGAUGGGAAGGUUUGUCAACUUACUCCAAGCAGAGACAGCCGACCAACAGGCAAAGAUGUUGCACACAGCUCGGAAGCACUUUGGCACAGGUGGAGAGAAGCGAAUCAAGUACACGUUACCACCUUUGGUGUUUGCUGCCCACCGCCUGGCGUACCAGUUCAAGGAAUUAGCAGAGGAGGAUGACAAAUGGGAAGUCAAGUGCCAGAAGAUCUUGCAGUUCAGUCACCAGACCAUCUGUGCCCUGUCCAAGGCGGAGUAUCCGGAGCUUUCCUUGCGCCUGUUCCUUCAGGGAGCCCUGGCAGCCGGCACCGUGGACUUUGAGAAUCAUGAGAUGGUGGCUUAUGACUUCAUGUCCCAGUGUUUUGCCUGCUUCGAGGAUGAGAUCUCAGACUCACGAGCCAAGCUGGCAGCAAUCAGCCUCAUCAUAGCCACCUUGGAGCAGAUGAGUUUCUUCGGUGAGGAGAACCAUGAACCACUACGCACCCAGUGUGCCCUGAUUGCCUCCAAGCUGCUCAAGAAGCCUGACCAGUGCCGGGCUGUGGGCAUGGUGUCUCAUCUCUUCUGGUCCGGCAAGACGCUGGAGAGCGGAGGGGAGGAGCUGAAAUUUUCCAAGAAUGUGAGCGAGUGUCUGAAGAAGGCCUUGCGCAUUGCCAAGCAGUGCAUGGACCCCACCGUCCAAGUCCAAUUAUUCGUGGAGAUUCUCAAUCGGUACAUCUAUUACUUUGAGAAGGGAAACGACCAGGUAACUGCCCAGAUUAUUAACCAGUUGAUUGAGAAGAUCCGAGAGGACCUACCCAACCUUGAGGACAACGAUGAGACGGAACAGAUCAACAAACACUUCACCAACACCCUGGAGCACCUCCGAAACAAGAUGGACGCCGCUGACUCGGAAGGACCGUCUUACGAAGGCAUCGUCCUUUAGAAAGGUGUGACUGGAUAAACCUUCGGGGGGGGGGGGGGGGGAGAGACAUUUCUGUUCAGUUUGACACCUGCCGAAAUUCUCCAAAAUUCUCCAGUUUGGAAAAAAAAUGGAUCUCCACUUUACAAAAACCCGGACAAAUUUCAUUGAGCCUCGAAGCAUAGAAAUGCGCUAAGCGUAGAAGCUAUCUGCUUAGCAAAAACAGGUUACCAACCAAUAUUCCAUGCAAUUCUUAUUGCUUGUGACUAGCACUGAGCUGAUAUUUGCCAAGCGUGUAAGUUGGCCUAGCAGUAUUUUACGCUUAACAGCUCUGUGGGACAUUUCAUCAUACAUGCAGAGGACAAUGGGGGAUUGCUGCCCACAACAGUUUUUUUCUGUGCAGAAAGGAUUACAUUUUUAUAACCAAAAGCAAGGCUUCAAAUUCCAUCUUAUAAACAGUUGGGUUGUGGUACCAACUGAUAUGUCAGACUCUUAACAAGCCAAACAACCCUUGCAAGCUUGGUGGUUGAGUGGUAUGUACAAAACAAUUAGCCUGUUUCUGCAGACUAUUCGUAUUAGCUUUACAUCUUGUUUUGUGACCUUCAAUCACAGCAAGUUUGUUGAGAAGAGUGGAUUUUCUGUGCGUCCAUUCCCCACCAACCGAAAAGAUGUGUGUAGUUCAUUCGCGGACUGCCCUGUGCAAGUUUAUGUAUUGCACCUUUGGCCCAAGGCCAGUACAUUUCUCCCAUAAAAGCCUUUAUCUCCCAAACAAGCUUUUAUCCCAAAACCUUUAAACAUGGCUUGUUAAAAUUCUUUUGAAUGUAAUGUGAUUCCUCCCCCCCCGUCUCAUUUAGUGAGGCCAUUAUAUUUUACACUUCAAAUGUAUCUCAGUGUUUUUGUAUAUAUGUCCACCAUAUUUUUUUUUUUACUUCUUUAUGUACACAGGUAAUGAAAGGUCUUUUGUGGAAAAGAUCAAAUAAAGUUCAAUUAAACUGUAAUAGGUUUAACACUUUAAAGAAGAUGAAGAUAUACAUGUAAAUCAUGGAAACUUAACUUUGAGAGCACAGUCGAGCUCUCAGCAAUUUGAAUUUGGAAGAUAAUAGAAGAGUUUGUUCUCAACACACUUGCCUUUAGGAGUCGGGGAACUAUACCUUGUUAAAUGGGUUACCCCUUUCCAAUCGCCUGUAGCAUGUCUAUAGCAAAGCUUGUGCAUUCUCUACGUUGUGUACAUGUUCAGCCUGCUUUGUAGUUUUCCACAAGAGCAGAGUCACCACUGUGUGUGGCCUGCUUUAAAGGCCAUAUUUUUUUUAAAGCCCCCACUUUAUAGAAGGAUUUCUGCCUUAAAACUGUUCCCGCAGCAUACACUUUAUGGUGUUUGCUUGUGUCCACAUCAGUGCCCAAUUUCAUGGCCCUUCUGCUUACUGUUUGCGAUAAAUCCCCAGAAAUUUCGAGCUUAGGGUUAGCAUACAUCACAAGUUUGUAAGGAAUUUUGGCUUAUGCGCAUGUGUACAUCCUGUAAUGAAAGAUUCUGUGCUUACAGGGUUAGCACAGAAUUUUUAGCUUAACUGUUAGCAGAGAUGAAACUUUUACGAUUUUAAUCGGAAAACCUACUUUUUGA
This is a messenger RNA of Patiria miniata (bat star), 4090 nucleotides long. RefSeq names its product vacuolar protein sorting-associated protein 35-like (gene vps35). The record is from RefSeq and is a predicted model, not a curated record. The transcript is spliced from 17 exons. Bases 103 to 2496 code for a protein of 797 amino acids. Gene Ontology annotation, cellular component: late endosome; retromer, cargo-selective complex; retromer complex. Gene Ontology annotation, biological process: intracellular protein transport; retrograde transport, endosome to Golgi. Lineage: Eukaryota; Metazoa; Echinodermata; Asteroidea; Valvatida; Asterinidae.